AGUGAAGUGCAUAUUGUUGUGUUUUUGAGAUGCUUAUGUGUGUGCUUCAACGGUACGCUGCAAGGUAGAUUUCGACGAUCAAAAGUAUUUGGAAAGUUACUCGAAAUAUUGUUUUGUAGGCCUCAUUCCCGUAUUUUGUUUGAUAUUACUUUCUUUAUAGUGAAAUCACGUGAUCCACCAACCAUCCUCGUGCCAGUGUAGAAUCUACUUCAAAUUUCUCCAAAUUCCAGAAUGAGCAACGAAAACGUCACCUCUACUGAAGUUCUGUUGAACUCAACAAACAUAACAAGCUUGCAGAGCAGUUCCGUGUCUCCUGGAAUAAAUAACACAGACAGUUUUAGUAGUAACUAUUCCAUAGAAACAACAUCAUCUAUAAUUCUGCCAGUAACAAAGCUGAAUGGAUCGAUUGGUGAUGACCUUAGCACAAAUACUUUCGCAUCAACGAUCUCAUUUUCAAACACAACAACAAGCUUGACCGACGUCAAUACUUCCUUGACUUCAGAUGUACUGUUGAAUAACACAACUGAAUCCACAAAGGCAAUAGAUGGAGUUUUUUCCGGAGCUGACACUUUUUUCUUGCUUACCAUGGGGAUCAUAGUAUUUUUUAUGCAAGGUGGCUUCGCCUUAUUGGAAUGUGGGGCUGUCCGGAGUAAGAACACCACUAACAUUCUGAUCAAGAACCUUCUGCAUAUCUUUGUCGCUGGGAUAGCCUACUGGAUUCUUGGUUAUGCCCUUGCCUAUGGAGACGGAAACAGUUUUAUUGGUUUCAGCCUUUUUGCAAGCUACAAAGUUGAAGGAACUAUGCUUGCCAAUUGGUUUUUCCAAUUCGUCUUUGCAGCGACAGCUUCCACCAUUGUGUCAGGUUCUGUAGCAGAGCGGUGCAGUUUUUCUGUUUACAUCGUUUACAGUUUCUUAAUCACUGGGUUCAUUUACCCAGUGGUCUCCCAUUGGGCUUGGUCUGAUAGAGGGUGGCUUGCAGUUGGAGAUGGUACAAACAAAUUUAAGGAUCUUGCAGGAAGUGGAGUCGUACAUUUAGUUGGUGGUACAAGUGCUUUUGUUGGCACUGUUCUAUUAGGUCCUCGAAUUGGGAAGUUUGACCCCAUUACAGGUAUACCGAAUGACAUUCGAGGUCAUUCUGUACCACUUACUGCUGUCGGUGGAUUCAUAUUACUGUUUGGAUUCCUCGCCUUCAAUGGAGGAUCGCUGGGACAUAUUACACAGCCAGGAGAUGGUGCUGCAUUAGCUACAAUUGUAGCUAAUACAAUAAUUGGGGGAAGUUUCGGAGGCAUAAUCAAUCUGAUAAUCCAUCGACUGGUCGCAUUAAGUAAACCUAGACAGUGGAGUCUACUGUUCUUCUUGAAUGGAGUCUUAGCAGGAAUGGUGUCAACGUGUGCAGGAUGUGAAGAGUUCUACCCUUGGGGUGCAGCCGUUGUUGGCACUAUUGGAGGAUUGUUAUUCUUCUUCCUACAUGUUGUUAUAAUUGCUGCCAAAAUUGAUGACCCUCUUGAUGCUGUUGCAGUGCACUUUGGUGGUGGAUUCUGGGGACUGAUUGCAGCUCCCCUUUUCAAACGUCACAGUGGAAUUGUGUUCGACAACAGCAAUGAAUCGUUCAUGGGACUUGCCUGGAACAUUGCAGGAAUGACUGCAAUUAUAGGGUGGAGUGGAAUCCUCUCACUUUUGAUGUUUGGUCUACUAAAGGCCUUUGGACUGUUUCGUGUAGACCCAGAAACUGAAUUGAAAGGCUUGGACAUUACAAACCAUGGAGAUCCUGCUUAUCCAGCUCCGAGCUGGGAAGAGGAACAGUAUUCACAUCGCUAUGCACAAGAUGGCAACCACACAGUGGAUGGCAGAAAAUCCAAAGAUCAAACAGAAGUAGACCUCCUUCCAAAUAUGACUUUCAAUGAAAAUUCAGGAAAGCGGACACGCAAAACUCAACCGGAACCAGGUCGCUUUAGGCUGAUGUCAACAUCAACUAAUCCAGCAUUUAUCCCAGAUACCCAAACAACUACACAUCUGUAGUCAUACUCCAAAUAACUACAGACAUAAUUAUCUAAAUAUAACUCAUGCAUAAUGUCCAAAAUGAACCAUACCUGCAGACAAGAUUUUAAUAGACUUUUGGUCUAUAGCAAAUGCUAGAUCUUACAUCUCAUAGGCAUAAAUCCAUUGGUAUGAUUCUGCACUGAUAAAAGAGUUACCAAUA
Messenger RNA from Limulus polyphemus (Atlantic horseshoe crab), 2200 nucleotides. RefSeq names its product putative ammonium transporter 1. The transcript has 11 exons. Gene Ontology annotation, biological process: ammonium transmembrane transport; ammonium homeostasis. The record is from RefSeq and is a predicted model, not a curated record. NCBI's taxonomy places the organism in Eukaryota, Metazoa, Arthropoda, Merostomata, Xiphosura, Limulidae. Gene Ontology annotation, cellular component: membrane. Gene Ontology annotation, molecular function: ammonium channel activity. Bases 232 to 2019 code for a protein of 595 amino acids.